This is a messenger RNA of Drosophila miranda, 2398 nucleotides long. Its product is annotated as mediator of RNA polymerase II transcription subunit 15. The transcript is spliced from 4 exons. Bases 180 to 1553 code for a protein of 457 amino acids. Lineage: Eukaryota; Metazoa; Arthropoda; Insecta; Diptera; Drosophilidae. The record is from RefSeq and is a predicted model, not a curated record.
ACACUGUGCCGGAAUGUCAAUCAAAUGAAAACAAAAAAAGAAGCGGCGUGAAAAAAACUCAAAAUCUACUACAAAAUCAAUUUUAAACACAAUUUAAAUGCUGUGAAAAGGCGGCGCAGCAGCACCAUAGCAAAGCAAGUGUCGCCAAAAGCGGAAACGGCAAGCUGGAGACGCACUUUAUGGCCAAAAUGGGGAAGUGGAUGACCCCCGAAGAGGAGGCACGCCAAAAGUUCAUCAUGCGGGAACGGGAUCGCGAGCGGAAGCGCAUCAAGCGCAUGAAUCCCGAGUACCGCCAGAUGGAGAGAGAGCGGGACCGAUUCCGCAAGCAGACGCCAAGGCCCAGUUUGAUGACACCCGAGGAGGAGGCGCGCCACAAGUUCAUCAUGCGCGAGCGGGAUCGCGAAAGAAAGCGCAUCAAGCGCAUGAAUCCCGAAUAUCGGCGAAUGGAGCGCGAACGCGACCGAUUUCGCAAGAAGGCACGACGCUCGAACUUGACCCCCGAGGAGGAGCUGCGGCUGAAAAUGAUACAGCGGGAGAGAGAUCGCGAGAGGAAGCGCAUCAAGCGCAUGAAUCCCGAGUACCGGCGGCUGGAGCAGGAGCGCGAUCGGGACAGAAAGAAGGCGCGGAGAGCGAACGAGGCCUUCCGGCAGCUCGAGAAGCUACGUGACAAGAUACGCAAGGACCGCAAGAAGGGACUCCUGGUGACCGAUCCCUCACAGCUCCCGCCCGAAUUCGCGGCCAUACUACCGCCAGUGCCUGUUGUCAAGCCCGAGGUUGGUCUGCCGCCAACCUCCCAGGGCCAGCAACAACAACAACAGCAGCAGCUGCAGCAGCAACAGCAACAGCAGCCGCCACCCUCGCAUCUCCAGGAGCAGCAGCACCACCAGCUGCCGCACCAGCGGGGCCGCAACAUGUCGCAUGCGACGUCCGCGGCGAGCACUCUCACCCAGCUGACGCCGCCGGCCCACGUGACGCCCACGCACUUGCAGCAGCUCAACAAGCUGCAGCAGCUGUAUCCGCCGCGGUCGUUCGCGCACCCCGCCUUGCCCAUCACCAGCGUCACGCUGAUGCCGCAACUGUGCCACCCCAUUCUCCACCAGAACCUGAGUGCCACGCUGUACGCGGGACCGAACGGCAUCAAGCAGGAGUACGGCCAAGAUGUGUCCGCCUCGGCCAUGGCCGCUGCCCAGGCGGCUGCUCUGGCAUCGCUACGGGGCCAGCAGCACACGCAGGACGAUCAGGAUAUGGCUCUCAACCUGGAGCCGGAGAUCAUACUGCAGACAGCGCCAGAUGUGAAUCCCGCCCAGCCACAGCAGCACCACUUCACUGCCCACCAGCAGCAGCAACAGCAGCAGCAGCACCAUCUCCAGCAGCAACAGCAGCAGCAGCAGCACUGCAACAUGUUCCAGCACAUGGCACCGCAGGCCCAUAUGCAGCACAUGCGAUCGGCGGCGCAGCCUCCGCCGCCACCCUCUGUGGCACUGCCGCCACCGCCACCACCAGCCACACAUCAGCAUCCACCGCCUCAACAGUUGCAGCAUCCGCAGCAGUGAAAGAUUCUCGCCUUUAGUCUUUAAGCUCAACGCUAGCCAGCUAAUCACAUUUCACACGUUCAUGUGCGUCUACAGUGGGUCUGGAAAGUGCCUCCACACCGGAAAAAUGUUCAACGCAAUGCCCACUCGGAACCCACUGUGCUUAGAGUUGGGGUUAAAUUGUUUUUGUGAUUCCUAUUUCUGAUUUAAUGAUGUGCAAAAGUACGUUUUCCUGUGACAAGGCAGAUGUUUAUGGAACUAUGUAUCAGUAACAGAAGUAGACUUGACCUGUAGCAAUAUCAUGAGAAAACGUAUCUUUGUCUCGCAAGUAUCCGGUAUUUCUGUCAAUGCUUUAACUGUUCUUCAGUAUCCAACAUCCUUGCAAUAUUUAAAGCCCUAGAUGUAGUCUCUUGUUUUAUGUCCCUUUUCUUAUAGAAGUCACAGCUCUAAGGGAUGUCUCAAACACUCAUGUACGUUCGAUAUUUGUUUGAAUGUUAAGUUAAGAUGCCAUUUGUAAAAUGCCGUUGCGUCGCGCAUUGCGUUGAUUGCGUGAGUGCGCGGCGCUACAUUUGUGGGCUUCCCCGAUCCCGGAUAAGUUGUCGUCAUCGUCAUCGCCUCAGCAUUUCUCUGUUUUUUAGGUCUGUACGUAUUUUGUUUAGUCGCUAAGUGAUAGAUGGAUGCAUUCGCGCAUUCCUACAAUAUUUGCAAGUUUAAGAUAAUGAGAUUCGAUAUAACGAUACGAUAACGAUAAUUGUACGAUUACACCUAUGAUAUAAUGAUACAUGGCAAGCCGUAAAUAAUUAUUACGAAUUUAUGCGCAAAUACGAGCAAAAUAUAAGUAGCAAAAACCCUUGCUACCUAUGAAA